GGGGAAGACCUGGCUCUGGCGGAAGCCACACACCAAGGCAGCCUCAGCACCAGCUGAGUUUCCCAAGAGGCGUUCAGAUUCUGUGAACUUUCUAAGCAUCCUCUCUCAGAUUUCCCUUCAGCAUAAAAGAAGGGGCACAGGGACCACAGGACAGGAAAACGCAGAAGAUGCUGGCCUGGGAUCCAGGAGACGCGGAAGAGGAGAGUCGGGGGAGGGGAAGAGCCCAGUAGGCAAUCUGUUCGGAAGCUAGCAAGCAAAGGAGCGGGGAUUCCAGGAUGAGGGAGGCAGAGCCGUUUGUCUGCUGCAGAUUGAUGUCUGUGUCCUUGGAACAGAAGUGAAUUCUGCCUCUGCCUGCUGAGUGCACAGCUAUGGUGACAGCUUGAAGACAUAGAUAAUGCUUUCCUAACUGACCCCUACCUGUGCCUCCAGAACUCAUGGCUUCUUCCAGAUUCAGUGGCCCAGACAGUGGGUAUCACUUGGGACUCACCCCUCUCUGGGCAGCAAAGAGCAUCCCUUGAGAUUCCAGAGGCCAAUGAGACUAAACAGUCAGGCUUUCAGGAGGCCAUGGGAACAUUCUUCUCCAAGGCCCCUUCCUAAAUCUCUGGCCCCAGGUCUUUUGUGAACUCAUGCCCACUGGACCACCAGGGGAAACGGCCUCUGAGACCUUGAAAGCUGGAGAUCCAGGUGCAAUUCUGACUUCUUAAUCAGUCCCAGCCCUAGGACAGAGCUUAAGUUUUCUUAGAAGAAGUGCCAGGACCUUUAAAGGCCACCUUUCAUCUCUCUCACAUCGUCCCUCCCACCACUCAGACACAGCACCCAGAGGAAGCACCCAGCAGGUAUGGGUGACUGGGGCACAAAAGAUCUGCAGGGACCCUUGCAGGACCUGCUGAUGGCUGCCCCAGCUUUGUCCUUGUUCUCCUCACUUCUCAAGCUUUGAUCACCCUUUCAGACCCUAGGGUAUCUCAACUGGGUCCUUGCUCCCCAGGCUCCACACAAGGAGCAUCCUGUGGCUCUUAGAAAGCCUUGGGUGCUUAGAGGCUCCCAAGGAAGUCUUAAACCAUGAUAGCACACUCUCAGAAGCCCCACCUCCCAGACUCAGGCCUCUAAUGUAGCAGCCUCCCUGUACCUUGACUGUUGAACCUAGGGACACAGCUCUCAUGGGCUCCCUACAGUAUUGCUGCUGCCAGCUGCCAAAGAUGGGUGACACCUGGGCCCAGCUUCCCUGGCCUGGGCCUCCCCACCCAGCCUUGUUGCUGGUCUUCUUCCUCUUGGCAGCUGGAGUGAUGCACUCUGAUGCCGGUACCAGUUGCCCAGUCCUUUGUACAUGUCGUAACCAAGUAGUGGACUGCAGUAACCAGCGGUUGUUCUCCGUACCCCCGGACCUGCCAAUGGACACCCGCAACCUCAGCCUGGCCCACAACCGCAUUGCAGCCGUGCCGCCGGGCUAUCUCACAUGCUACAUGGAACUCCGUGUGCUGGAUUUGCGCAACAACUCCUUGAUGGAGCUGCCGCAGGGCCUCUUUCUCCAUGCCAAGCGCUUAGCACACCUGGAUCUGAGCUACAACAACCUCAGCCAUGUGCCAGCUGACAUGUUCCGGGAGGCUCAUGGACUGGUGCAUAUCGACCUGAGCCACAAUCCCUGGCUACGGAGGGUGCACCCUCAGGCCUUCCAGGGCCUCGUGCAUCUCAGAGACCUGGACCUCAGCUAUGGUGGCCUGGCUUUCCUAAGUCUUGAAGCCCUUGAGGGCCUCCCGGGGCUGGUGACCCUGCAGAUCGGGGGUAACCCAUGGGUAUGCGGCUGCACCAUGGAGCCCUUGCUGAAGUGGCUGCGGAAUCGGAUACAACGCUGUACAGCGGAUUCUCAGCUGGCGGAGUGUCGGGGGCCCCCUGAAGUUGAGGGUGCCCCCCUCUUUUCACUCACUGAAGAGAGCUUCAAGGCCUGCCACCUGACUCUGACCCUGGAUGAUUACCUUUUCAUCGCGUUUGUGGGCUUUGUGGUCUCCAUUGCUUCUGUGGCCACCAACUUCCUCCUGGGCAUCACAGCCAACUGCUGUCACCGCUGGAGCAAGGCCAGUGAAGAAGAAGAGAUUUGACACAGGUGCCUCUCAUCCCUCCAUGCUGCUGCCACUGCUGUUGACCACUGGACACCUGGGAUCAUGGUGCCCUGGCCACCUCCAUCAUAACUCAAACAAGGUUGGGAAACUAACUUUGUAUGAGCAUCCAUCCACUUUGGGCCAGGCACUGUGCUAGCAACUGGGAAUGAAAGACAAAUCUAACCCAGUCCCUGCCCGUGAGGUACUUACUUUUAAUAAAGAAAGCAAUUCCAAAACAUCCUUUUAUGACAAUAUGCCAGUGCUCUGAGCACGGUGUUAGGGAAGCCCAGAGGAGGGUCCAUCAUCUGUGCCUCAAAAGUCCAAGAAGAAUUGCAAGAAUGAUCUGCUAAGUAGAUAGAGAAAGGAUGACCAGGGCAAAUGAUAGGGCGUACUGUGCAGGGUAUGUCGAGAGCAGCACACUGUUCCUUGUGGCCUAAGUGUGUAGAGGAGGUGUAUGCAAGAGCAAAACUUCCCUCUGACACUCAAUUUUCCAGUCCCCACUGCAGCCUGCCACUGCCCACCAGGAGUGAGAUGGACCCCAGCUCCUUGACCUCCUUCCACUAGCAGUUUUGGGGUAAAAUGACCUCCCAAUGACUUCCCUAUGCUCAAUUGCAGCCUCAUGGUGAGGUCCCAGACAACAGGGUAAUCACCUUCAGCACCCUUCCUUCUAUCCCUGUCUCUGCCUCUGACUCUAGACUUGUCUUCAAGGAGAAGGCAGAAGGCCCCUACAAUGGUGGCAGCAAUAGUCUUGGCCCCCUGGGACCCCAAUUGUGUGAUCACUCUUUCCAUGGUGCUUACACCAAAGGAACUCACCAGGAAAGUGCACUGUAGGGCUCGGAUCCUAGCAUGUCAGUAACCAGGGCAGAAGGACAAAGCCACCAAGUUCACAACCAUGGGAUUAUAUGUCUUUUCUUCUAAGUAACUCACUCAUUUGAGCAUAAAGGAAGGAGAGCUAUGAAUUCCUGAUUCUUGCUAGUGUCGGGCAGUGUGAGAAGCUCCCUCCUCAACAGUUUCCUUUCACACAUACAACAGCCCUCUCAGGGGGGUUUAUUGUUCCCAUUUUGCAGAUGAGAUCAUCAGGCUCAGAAAGGAUAAGGUAGCAUGCUAUGUCAUGUUCAAAAUACAAUCAGUAUCCUUCAUCACAAUUCUUUCUAAAGCUAUGUAAAUUCAAAUUCAAGCCAUGCUAAUGAAGUUGCUGAUAAGGACCAGGCACUGCUCUGGGCAUGGUUAUAUUUUCUAAUUCAUCUCUUUCCAUUCUCACUGCCAGAUAGUUUUUACUGUUCACACUUUGCAGUUGAAUUCAUUGUGGAGAGCUGAGUGACUUAGCCAAGUUAUCUGUGUAAACAAAGAAUAUGACCGUUGACUCCAUUGAGGAAAUCUGUAUCUAAUCAGUCAGGCACCAAGGUCUAUGUGGAAACAUGAUUAUCACCAUCUUUGUCAUCUCCAUAUUCCUCAUCUAUGUCAUCAGCUUCAUUGAGAUCUUCCCUGUCUUCUUGGGCACUGGAAAGUCCAGGAAGCUUCUUUUGCAUUCCUCUCCUUGGCUUCUCACAACUCUGUGUGGGAGACAAAUCAAAAUGCUGUUUUACAUAUAGGAAAGUGGAGGCUCAAGAUGAGUAUGACUUCAUCCUAACACUGGACUCAGUUCUGCCGUGGUUCUCUUUCCAGUGCUCCCUUGGGCAUUUGGGGGAAGAGAAUGUCCUGUAAGCCUGCAUAGCAGAACCCUAGAAUUCAACAGUCAUUGACACAAUAGUAAUCACAAAAAUGAAUAGAAGGCAGUAAAGCCCAGCUGUGCCCAGAUUGUGCUCACAGAGGGGCAAUGCUAGCCUCUAAACCACAGAGGCAGCACAAGUAACAUCUGAACAGAGGACGCCUUCUUAACAAUGCAUGAGUCUGUCACUAGAACUGGCGGCUGUAUUGACAUCAUUCUUCAGUCAGAUUUUUGGAAAGGAAGCGACGUAGUUCCUACUGUGUGUUGUGUUACAAGAGAAACUGAGGAAUCUGAGAAAAUGAUAGGUGAGAUCUUCUGUAGAAGACAGGAAGACUUAAGGCCCAGUCUUGUCGGCAAGGCUGGCUAUAGUGAGGGUGAAAACGAGAGCUUUCUAUCUUGGCUCUAACCCCAGCAAGCAUCCAUCAUCCACUCCCAGGUAGCCCUAAAAUGCAUGGAGGAGGAGAAUAUGUCAUCUUCCAACUCAUCUACAUUGAUCUAAUCAGCCAAAGCCAUCCCCGGAAGCUUUCCCCCUCACUCUUGCUUAUACUGUCUAGGCCAGAGCUCUGCUCCUACAAAAUAUGACAUAGAACAUAGCCCUGCUCUCCCCGACCACCCAACUGCAGCCAACAAUGGUGGACUCCAGCUAUCAUCCACCAGUUAAGCUUAUCAUCUACGGUGUUUUGGAAAGGAACUUUUAGAAAUAGUAUUCCUGAUUUAAAAAAAAAAAAAUCAUUUAACUUUCCAUAAAGGAACACCAUGCUCACUUACAGUAAUCUCCUAGACACUACUGUUUGCUGAAUUAUAGUUAACGUAUUUUAAGAUAUACUACUCUAUUUCACAUAGAAUUAGAACAAGACAAGACACCAAAUGCCUCUAGAGAUCAAGUGUCCUUCCGAGUGGCACAAUUUGAUCUCCAUUAAUGGCAAAGACUUCUAAGCAAGAUAGAUCAAGAAAAUGUUUCUCCAGCUUUUAGAAGGUCCCCAGUUAACUAAGGCACAAGAAGGGAGACAUCCAGCCUCCAUACUAUCAUGCAAUUCCACUACCACCACCAUCCUGUUCAGGCUGUCAGAACUUAGUGUCUAGAAAUAAUAUAAUAAUCCUUAUUGCAAGUGUUUGCAUAUCCUGGUAACCACAAACCUGUUAUGAUGUCCCCAUGAAGUUUCAUUUAGUUUUUUCCACACUGGCUAAUGUGUAUGAUGGGGCAUUGGUUUGUCCAUAUGUGUAUCUGUGGUCCACUUAUGUUGUUUAUCUGCUGACUUGGAGAAUAUUCCUUUGGAGCAUGAGUUCAGUUUUCUGACACAAUCCACUCAGCUAUCAGGCUGAUACACAAAUAAGGACCCUACACAAUUGUCUGGCUGCACAGGAAACAUGAAAAGAUCCAAUGCUAUAAUUGAAACAAUCUAAUGAAAACCUGGUUUCUCCCAACUUCCCUCUGUCCUCCUCUAUCCCCUAGAGACUUGUCCCCUUCACAGAAGUUUCCUUUAUGCUGGGUCUGAAAACGUCAGGUCAUAACUAACCAACAAGAUUAUGGUGGUCAAGGUCUGGACAAGAAUUUUUUUUCUUUAGAAAAGAUCCUCUGUCCUCAUCACACCAUUCUGGAUCAUGUACCUCUGAUUAUCCUCAAGAUACCAACUCCUUUUCCAUUCUCACCAGGAUUCCCGUGGAAACUUGAAGAAAUAGGUUGCCCAGAGACGCUAUAGAGUUUCAUGGUCUCAGUUAAGGGCUUGGUGUAAUGGAUUUAAAGAGAUUUAAAUGGAUUUAAAGAGUACAUGUAUUUCAUUCCAACCCUUGUGAAAAGCCAACAGCUCCAUUUUCUCCAUAGACGUAUUUGCUGCCGUUCUUUUCAGUUGUAGAAGAGCACAAGGAGACACCUUUGCUCAUUCCUCAAAGGGACAGCGUCCUCACAGCUAGGGAACCUUGUCUGCUUUUGUGUACCCAGAAGGAGGCAAAAGGAAGUAAGAGAGGCACGACCCAAGGGCCUUUUGUACAUCACAGCGCUGACCAGGAGCUGGGUCCACAAAGCUCUCAGUUCUCCUACGCCCUGACGUCUGGUGGUGGGAGGGUUAGGGAGGAGUAGGGAAGAUGCCAACCUUUGUAUGGAAAUUAUUUUAUAACCAUGCACUUUUGUAACUGUAACCAAUUUUUCAUAAAUGUACAUUAAUAAUAAAAAAUGUAUAGUUUAA
Peromyscus californicus insignis is the source of this 5984-nucleotide messenger RNA. It is a transcript of the gene Lrrc55, whose product is annotated as leucine rich repeat containing 55. NCBI's taxonomy places the organism in Eukaryota, Metazoa, Chordata, Mammalia, Rodentia, Cricetidae. The record is from RefSeq and is a predicted model, not a curated record. Gene Ontology annotation, molecular function: potassium channel activator activity; transmembrane transporter binding; voltage-gated potassium channel activity. The transcript is spliced from 3 exons. The coding region runs from base 1158 to 2093 and encodes 311 amino acids. Gene Ontology annotation, cellular component: voltage-gated potassium channel complex.